Drosophila ficusphila is the source of this 735-nucleotide messenger RNA. RefSeq names its product accessory gland protein Acp29AB-like. Bases 30 to 710 code for a protein of 226 amino acids. The transcript has a single exon. Lineage: Eukaryota; Metazoa; Arthropoda; Insecta; Diptera; Drosophilidae. The record is from RefSeq and is a predicted model, not a curated record.
UUGGGUCUCACAGGUCUUACACACUCAAUAUGUUGAGGCACUCAUAUUUUUUAUGGCUCUUCACUGUUUGCGGACUGUGGGAAACCCAAGCUCAAUAUCAGCCAAGCUUGCUUGAUCAGAUUGCCACGCACCAGCAACAGUGGUUCACUUACACCGCUGGGAAACAAGCUGAAUACCUCAAAAAACUAGAUUUGAUGAAGGAAGAGCUGGAUGACCAACUGAAUGCGCUACAGGUGAAAACGGAAAUCCAGCUUCAGGCGCUGCGGGAAGUUGCGGAGUCUCAAAAGGCAGUGGUUGAAGCGACACCUUUACAAAGGGAACCAGGCCCGCCGCCAACAAAGCUUUUUAAAAAGAUCGGCAGUAGGUACUUCUACAUUGGAAAAGAUAGCAAGGUAACUUGGUUUGCUGCAUCGGACGAAUGUCGUCUAAUCGGUGGUUACAUCGCUACAAUCAACGAUCAGGAGGAGCUUAAUGAAGUCAACCAGAUAUUCGGUUCGGAUGCCUUUUGGCUGGACAUCAACUCAUUGCCCAAGACUGGCACGUUUCUUUCUAGUCGCACCGGCGAGAGAGCACCAUUUUACAAAUGGGGAGAAGGGCAACCGACUAAGAAGCAUGAAAAUGAAUGUAUAUUUAUACGCAAUAAGAAAAUGUACAGUGCAGAUUGCUGGGCUGUAAACUAUUUUAUUUGUCAAAGUGAGCCAUUAAACUAGAUACUUUAAUGAUUGCGAAACGAUA